AUGUCCUUUCUUUCUUUCUUUCUUUCUAUUAAUACCUGUCUAUCUAUAUAUCUCUGUUCAAUAUCUUUCUUCUUUAUCUAUCUAUCUAUCUAUCUAUCUAUCUAUCUCUUUCUGUUCAAACUUGCUCGUAAUACCACUUGGUUUACUUUGAACACAAUGCCGCCCCUUGGGGAGUCCAGCUCCCUUCAGGCAGUUGUUAUGGGCUACAUUCAAGCCAACAACGUCAUGGUAUUCAGCAAAUCAACAUGUCCAUUUUGUAAAAAGGUGAAGACCUUGUUUGAUUCCCUACAGAUUAAGUACCAUGCGAUAGAACUUGAUCAAAUGGAUAAUGGUGCUGAGAUUCAGUCCAAAUUAAAAGAUAUAACUGGUCAAAAAACAGUUCCAAAUGUAUUUAUAAAGCAGAAGCACAUAGGUGGCUGUGAUGACACUCUUAAACUACAUCAAGAUGGUAAAUUAAAGACAACAGUUGAUCCCAAUGUAGAACCAGAAGAGUCUUAUGAUUAUGACUUGAUUGUAAUUGGAGGUGGUUCAGGAGGUUUGGCUGCUUCAAAGGUUUGUAAUGUUCUUGUUAUUAUUGCAUGUUUAUGUGUGUUUUUUUUCUCUUCUCUUUUCCUUUUCUCUCUUUUUUCCUUCUCUUUUCUCUCUUUUUUUCCUUCUCUUUUCUCUCUUUUUUCCUUCUCUUUUCUCUCUUUUUUUCCUUCUCUUUUCUCUCUUUUUUUCCUUCUCUUUUCUCUCUUUUUUUCCUUCUCUUUUCUCUUUUUUUCCUUCUCUUUUCUCUCUUUUUUCCUUCUCUUUUCUCUCUUUUUCCUUCUCUUUUCUCUCUUUUUUUCCUUCUCUUUUCUCUCUUUUUUUCCUUCUCUUUUCUCUCUUUUUUUCCUUCUCUUUUCUCUCUUUUUUUCCUUCUCUUUUCUCUCUUUUUUCCUUCUCUUUUCUCUCUUUUUUCCUUCUCUUUUCUCUUUUUUUCCUUCUCUUUUCUCUUUUUUUCCUUCUCUUUUCUCUUUUUUUCCUUCUCUUUUCUCUUUUUUCCUUCUCUUUUCUCUUUUUUUCCUUCUCUCUUUUUUCCUUCUCUCUUUUUCUCUCUUUUUCCUUCUCUCUUUUUCCUUCUCUCUUUUUUCCUUCUCUCUUUUUUUCCUUCUCUCUUUUUUUCCUUCUCUCUUUUUCCUUCUCUCUUUUUUUCCUUCUCUCUUUUUCCUUCUCUCUCUUUUUUUUCCUUCUCUUUUUUUCCUUCUCUCUUUUUUCCUUCUCUCUUUUUCCUUCUCUCUUUUUUCCUUCUCUCUUUUUUCCCUCUCUCUUUUUCCUUCUCUCUUUUUCCUUCUCUCUUUUUUCCUUCUCUCUUUUUUUCCUUCUCUCUUUUUUCCUUCUCUCUUUUUUUUUCUUUUUCUCUCUUUUUCCUUCUCUCUUUUUCCUUCUCUCUUUUUUCCUUCUCUCUUUUUUCCUUCUCUCUUUUUUCCUUCUCUCUUUUUUCCUUCUCUCUUUUUUCCUUCUCUCUUUUUUCCUCCUCUCUUUUUUCCUUCUCUUUUUUCUUCUCUUUUUUCUUCUCUCUUUUUUCCUUCUCUCUUUUUUCCUUCUCUCUUUUUUCUUCUCUCUUUUUUCCUUCUCUCUUUUUUUCCUUCUCUCUUUUUUUCCUUCUCUCUUUUUUCUCUCUUUUUUUCCUUCUCUCUUUUUCCUUCUCUUUUUUCCUUCUCUUUUUCCUUUUUCUUUUCUCUUUUUUCCUUCUCUCUUUUUUCCUUCUCUUUUUUCCUUCUCUCUUUUUCCUUCUCUCUUUUUUCCUUCUCUCUUUUUUUCUCUUUUUUUUUCCUUCUCUCUUUUUUCCUUCUCUCUUUUUUCCUUCUCUCUUUUUCCUUCUCUCUUUUUUCCUUCUCUCUUUUUCCUUCUCUCUUUUUCCUUCUCUCUUUUUCCUUUCUCUUUUUCCUUCUCUUUUUUUCCUUUCUCUUUUUUCCUUUCUCUUUUUUCCUUUUCUCUCUUUUUCUUUUCUCUCCUCUCUUUCUUUUUUUUUUUUUUCUUAACAGAAAAAAAAGAGCAUGA
Messenger RNA from Acanthosepion pharaonis, 2025 nucleotides. NCBI's taxonomy places the organism in Eukaryota, Metazoa, Mollusca, Cephalopoda, Sepiida, Sepiidae. The record is from the annotation of a GenBank genome assembly.